Limulus polyphemus (Atlantic horseshoe crab) is the source of this 13564-nucleotide messenger RNA. It is a transcript of the gene Helz, whose product is annotated as probable helicase with zinc finger domain. The record is from RefSeq and is a predicted model, not a curated record. Bases 4397 to 10240 code for a protein of 1947 amino acids. Gene Ontology annotation, cellular component: cytosol; P granule. The transcript has 15 exons. Gene Ontology annotation, molecular function: metal ion binding; protein binding; helicase activity. Lineage: Eukaryota; Metazoa; Arthropoda; Merostomata; Xiphosura; Limulidae. Gene Ontology annotation, biological process: regulatory ncRNA-mediated post-transcriptional gene silencing.
UCUUCUUUUUUUUCAAAAGGAAACAGGAUCAAAGUUCUUAACCUAUUCUUGUAUGACAUCCUUCCCAUCCCAGUAGUCCUCCUUCUUUCAAACCUUUCCAAUUCAGUGUCAUUUCUAAGGUGAAAGUGCCCAAGACUUAACACAGUACUCCAAAUGUGAGCUAAUCAAUGACCUAUACGUUAUAAUCUCUUUAGACUUGUAUUCAAUAUUUCUGUAGACACAACUUAAAAUUCUAUUUGCUCUGUCACCAGCAACAGCACAUUGCUUGGAUGGUUUAAGCAACUGAUCAAACAGAACCCUAAGAUCCUUUUCUUCCAUAACACUGUUAAGGUUAUUCCUAUCAAAAUUAUACUCAUAAUUCAAAUUCCCACUUGCAUUACCUUGUAUUUAUUAUGAUUAAAAGUCAUCUGCUACUUAUUUGCCCACCUCACCGAUUGUCCAAUUCCUUUUGUAAAAAUGCAGCAGCAGCACAGCCAAUAACACCCAAAACUUUAAUGUCAUAAUCAAAUUUAAUUGACUUUAACAACCCAGCUUACAUAUCUUAUGCUUUUUAUGACUGGUCUACAGUACUUAAGAAUUUGACAAUUAUAAUUAUGCAGAAUGUGAAGUCCUUUAUCAGUAUGUUAAUAAAGUAAAUGUAGACUCGAAACUAUUGUUGUAGUUUCCUGCAAAAAUACAUUUUCAGUUUAAUGGUAUUGUUAAUGAUCAGGUUGAUUGUGGUAGUAUGAGAUCACCAUCAUGGAUAAUUUUUUUUUUGUCAUCAGUAAAUUUAAAUAAUUAAAUCAGAAAGAGCAAAGGUCCUAACACUGAGCCCUGAGGUUCCUCACUGAUGACAUUAAUCUAGUUUUGCUGAAUUCCAUUUAUAACAACCCUCUGUUUUCUUACAUUUAGCCAGUUUUCUGUACAAAGAGCCAAGCUAUCUCCAACAGCUACAGAAAUAACUUUCUAAAUGAACUUUUUAUGUGGCGUCUUAUAAAAUGCUUUCUGAAAUCUAAAUACACUAAAUCCACACCCAUACUCUCAUCUACAUUAGCAAUAACCUCUACAAAGAAUGUCAGAAGAUUAUUAAGACAAGAUUUUUCCCUAGUGAAACCAUGCUAACUAUCCAACAAAGUUUUAACCUUAAAGAGUGUUUUAAAAACAUAUUUCAUUUAGUUGACUUAACUGAAUUUUUAUAUUGACUAAUCUCAUUUCAUAAUGAAUUAACCCUCAUUUAAAAAUAUGUGUUACAAGAUAGCAAGAGACAUAAUUUCAGUGUUUGAAGAUUCUGGUGAAUAUCUGAUAAUUAGCUGAAAGCUUCUGCCUUGAAUAUCUACAUAUCUGUACUGUAUUAAUUACUUUCUUGAGAUUCACUUCCACACUGCUUUGAUCUGUGCCAUCAUUUGAAUAGCAUCCAUUUUUGGCAGUUAUUAUUAUACAGAAUGUGAGGUCCGUUAUUGGUAUAUGAAGAUAUGACACUACUAUUGCUGUUUCCCACUAAAAAUAUUUUUUCAGUACAAUGGGAUCAUUGGUGGUGGUACUUUGAGAUCACCAUCAUAUAUACUUUUGGUUAUUGUAUCAUCAUGGAAUAAAGUGGUUGAAAAACAGUUUAUAUGUGUUAGCCACUGAAAUAUUACAGGCGUUUUAUUGCAGUUUUCAAGGAAACAAAACACCAAUUUCAAACCUUUAUAAACUAGUACCAUAUAGAGCUGGGCAAUUAUUAGUAUUUGCUACUGCUAAAGCCCAUUAUAUAUUGCCAUUAUGAUUUCUCAUUAUUAUGUUCAAUUAAUUCAAGGUUCUUCUUAAUUGGUUAGUAUUAUGAUUUACAAAAAUAAACAAAUGAUCAAAAUUAGAGUUUCUGAUUAUUGCUAUUUUCAAUUUCUCCAACUUUCUCUUGAUAAUAAUUGAUUAGUGGAAUGUAAUUGACCAAUGAGCCCGAUGAUUAAUUGAUUAUCAUACUCCACUGAUUGCUCAGCUUUAGACUUAAGUUGCCUGGAUUCUUCUUUUGAACUAUUUGUAACUUGCUCUCUCUACCAUUUUUCCUUGAAAUUGGAUUUUAUUUUAUUAAUUGCUUUAGGGAGGAGACAUUCAGAAAUUUUUGUUAAUGAUUUUUCUCAUACUGUUUUUUUUCCCAAUAAGGCUAUGUGCACUUGUAUUCUGAUAGAGCCUUCCUUUCAGAGGCUUUAGCUGUAAUAGAUAGUCACCACAGUUUUUUUGUUUUUUUUUCUAUUGUGUAACUUACUCUGACAGACCCUGAUUUUCCUUGUGAUGAAAAUUUUUUAUGUGUAGGUAGAGCUAUUUGUUUUGAGAAAAUUGACAUUGGUUGUUUACCUUACGAUGAAUCUCAUUCCAUAGAUCUUGCUUCAUCCACAUUAACAAAUUAGUUUGUACAGCUGAUCCAAAUUGUUUAUCACAAUUUUCCCAACCACCUUAAGUGUGUAUUUCAGGUUACAUCUCAUCUCAUUUACAAUUGGCUAUGUCUUUGGCCUACUGGUCUCUGUAUCCUUCAGCAGACAUCUUGUAGGCAGGCACGAGUACAAAUGUGCAUACUUUAUUUGCUAUUUUACCUUCAUUACAUCACUGCAUCUUAAAUUUCAGGAUUUCAUUUGCCACCUAUGGUCAUUCUCCAGGCUUGGUGGAAUUUGUCUCUUGUGAGUUUUAGUAUAUUCUGACCAACACCCAUUAUUAAUCAUUUUGAGGGUGUGUGGGAUUCUAAUUAAUUUUGACUUUCAAACAAACAAUACAAAACAAGAGAUGCACAGUAAUUAAGUAUAGUUUGUUCUUAUGUAUCUAUCAUUUAUAUAUAUAUAUAAAUUUAUCCAGUCAAGACUCUUGCAUGUUUUUUAAUUCCUGCUCUUGGCCAGAGCACACUAAGUAUUUCUAUAUUGCUUAAACUCCUUUUCACAAAUCUAGAGAGCAUCUGUGGUUAAGAAACUAUUUGAUUAUAUAUAUAUAAACAUAUUAAUUAAUUAAAAACAAUAAUGUUCUCUCCAUCUGUGAGAUUCCUUAUGUAUAGAUUUGUUCGUUUGGGACUCUUACAUGUUACAAAUAUAUUUUUGGAUUUGUCCUUGAUAAAAAAUAUAAAAUCCCAUUGUCUAUGCAAGACUUCCAUGAAAGGGUGUUGGUUUUUAUAAGUGAAAAAAAAAGAAAACAUCUGGUGGCUGAUGGUUCCUUGGAAGGUACUUGGUACUUUUUCCAACUUUUUAUGUGUGUCCUUGUGUGGCAUCUAUUAUUAAUAGAUGUCUCAGUUUCACCCCAGGAUGGUGAUCACUUAUGUUCCUAUUCUUAUUUAUCAUGUUUUAAUAUUCCCACUGCACUGUCCAUGCAGUGCUUAGCCCAUUUUUUUGGAACUGAUUGUGUCUUUCUUCAGUUCUUCCUGAGCACCCACUAAUCUGUCCUAUUGUGUGACUCACUGACCAUUUUCAAUCUGGACGAAGGACUGCUGACUUUGAAGUAUGUCCUUUCAUAAUAAGUAUCUGGACUGCUUUCCCAAGAAUCUUCCACUUCAGGAACAGGACAGAGUAUUCCUCUUACCUAUUUAUGUUACCACUUGUAUCCUAUUAUUAGAUCCACAUGCUCAAUACACCAUUACCUCUCACAAACCCAGUUUUUUUUUCGUGAGUUAAAGGAUAUCAUAGGCAAAAAAGUACCCUGCUGAGAAGAAUGUCUUCUUUUGGAGUAUGUUUUAAGUCCAGUCUUUUUUGUCUUUUUUUUUUAAGACUGGUCUGAUCUACUCAAAUCUCCCUUGAUUCCAGUUCUACAAAUUAUUAUGAGUAGUUGAUGCAUGUUCUGCAGUGCAUAAAGGACAUUCGGAAAUUUUGAAUCCCAUGUUUGUUAACGGCAUAAGUUCAAACUCAAUAAGAAAAGGUGUUCAGUAUUUCAGAGAUAAAUACUUCCUUGUAAUUUUAACUCUAAAAAUGUAAAAUAUUAUUAUCCACAGAACAUGUAUAAAGGGUGUGUAAAUAAUUUUUCUUAUAAUAGAUUGGAAAAUAUUAAUAAUGAAAUGGCAUUGAAUUGAGGUGCUUAAUAUAUACAUUUUAGUAAUGAAAGGGUUAAAAGUAAAUUGAAUCAGAAAUUCUCUUAAUUGCUGAAACUCUCCAAAAUGUUAAAUCAUGUAUAUCUAUGUACCCCUAUAUCCUACAGAAUAGUACCAAUAAUGCAACAAACUGAUAGUGACCACAUCACAUGAUCCUUUGUGCUACCUCAUGCUGGUGUGAUUGACCUUGAUUUUAGCAUAAUGAGUGAUGAUAUUCAUCCCACUGUGAUAAAUUGACCUUUCUUGCUUCAAGAAGAAGAAACUGACCGAAUGGAGUGGUUUUCGGUUAAGGAUAACUCGGCACCUUAUCAACACUGAUUUUAAGCAUGCAACUUCAGUGCUAGGCUAGCUGAGUGGAAAGAAAGAUAUAACUAUCGUCAGAUGAAAAUGCAGAAAGCUAAGGAUUGUAACCUGCAUGGAAGCCUCUAUUCUGAACAGUUAUUAGAGAAAUGGUUUAAUGCCACAAAUCCUGACUUGGUGAUGACAGAAAAUUUAGCUGGUGUUAAUGUUGAGGUCAAACCUAAUCUUGACAUGAUGGUAACUUCAAAAGAUGCUCAUAGUUCAUGGAAAUUUGAUGUCACCUGUAAGGAAAUUCUGUAUCGGGUGGCCCUUCUCUAUGAUAACCACAGAUCUCAUUUCUCUUUGGCUGAAGUUACAGUUGCAUCUGUUGACAGUCACUUUUUAAGAAACUACAGUCUAGAAAAUGAUUGCCAGGAGUGGUCUAAUCCAGAUGAUCUACACUUAUUUUCUGAUUCCUUGAUGGUGUAUACUAUUAAGGUCCACUUUGAGACCCAUAUAUUUGGAACUUUUCGUCAAAGUGUGGUGUUUGACUUCAGAAGGGAGCCAGUGCUCUUCCAGCAGCUGUGUGUUGAUGCUGUUCCUGUUGAUCAGGUGGAAGCUCUGGAGCAAGUGAAACAGACAGUUUUAUGUUCAACACCACGCUGGGACAAUACCAACACCAUUUUAGUGCCAUUCAGUUUGGAUCAAGAUAUGUUUAGUGAAGAUGAGCGGGGUUUACUUAAUCUGUACCCACCCCCUCACACAACAAAGUUUGUUGUCACUCAAUCUAUCAUGGAACCUGCACUCACACAGAACAACUACAAAAAUCGAAUGCACGAUCUCUUAUUUAUUGAAGAACUUGCACAGUGUGAAGUAAUCUCCAGGUUUAACAUCACUGCUCAGAUGAAACUGACAUCUUGCUAUUUGCUGACCCCUGCUGCUGCCACCACAGCCAAAUAUGUUCGUAAUGAUGAGCUCUAUGCUUGUUUAAAUCUUAUAUCAGAGUUGUGUAGUGAUUCAGCCUCAGGGCGGCUCAUUCUCAACAAUUGUCAAACAGUUCUAGUGGCUCCAAAUCUUGAAACAGAGAAUAACACUAGACAAAAGGUCUAUGAAUCUAUAAUAGAAGACAAAGGUAAAAACUCUGUGUAUCUUAGGCUGUCUAAACAUUGUGUGGAAGAGCUAAAUCUCCAGCCAGACACGGACUUUCUUGCAGAGGUUCAGUUCCAAAUCAACAGGUUACCACUGUGUGAACUCCAUUAUGCUGUGGACAAAUUGAACCCAGUUCACUUGAUUUUUCCUGAUCUCAGCCUAAAUCUUCAAAUACCAUGGAGUCCUAAAAAACAGUGGAAAAGAUCUGCUAAACUGAACCCAAAACAAAAAGAAGCUGUUGUUGCUAUCACAACACCAAUAGAUAUACGCUUACCUCCAAUUCUUAUCACUGGGCCAUUUGGAACAGGAAAGACUUACACUUUGGUUCAGGCAAUUAAGGAGAUACUUAAUCAGUCCAAUACCCGUGUGUUAGUAUGUACACACUCUAACAGUGCUGCAGACAUCUAUAUUCGAGAAUACCUUCACCCAUAUGUGGAAAUGGGUCACACUGAAGCCCGACCAUUGCGAGUCUACUACCGCCAUCGGUGGAUAGCAACUGUUCAUCCUGUAGUUUUAGAAUAUUGCUUAUUAACUAUGGAUUGUAAGGCCCAAAAGUUUGUCAUGCCAUCUAUUGAAGAUAUUAUGAAACACAGAGUUGUUGUUACAACAGUGGGAACUUGUCGUUAUUUAGUACAUCUGGGGCUUGAUAAAGGGUUUUUCACUCAUAUAUUGAUAGAUGAAGCUGCUCAAGCUAUUGAAUGUGCUGCCAUUACUCCAUUAGCUUUAGCUGAUGAACAAACUCGUAUUGUCUUGGCUGGGGAUCACAUGCAGCUUAAUCCUGAAGUAUAUUCAAAGUUUGCAGAAGAAAGAAAUCUCCAGUGGUCAUUACUUGAACGUUUGUUUGACUUCUACCCUUCAUCCUGUCCUUGUAAAAUUUUUCUGUGCGAAAACUACCGUUCACAUUCUGCCAUCAUUGAUUAUACAUCUGAGCUUUUUUACAACAAAAAAUUAGUGGCCAGUGGCCAACCAUCGGCUCACCCUGCAUUCUUUCCACUGACAUUCUUUACUGCAAGAGGUGAAGAUAGUCAGGACAUUAACUGUACAAGCUUUUACAAUAAUGCUGAGGUGUAUGAAGUUGUAGCAAGAGUAUCAGAACUACAAAAGACAUGGCCUAAAGAAUGGGGAGAAAGAACUGAAAAUGGCAUUGGCAUAGUAUCUCCAUAUUAUGAUCAGGUAAUAAGGAUUCGAUCUGAAUUACGCAAGCGAAAGAUGCAUGGAAUUUCUGUAGAAAAUGUACUCAAUGUCCAAGGAAAAGAAUUUCAAGUAAUUUUUUUAAGUACCGUUAGAACUCGAAACACAUGUACAAAUUUACUGAGUGGACCUGACAGUAAUUCAACGAAAGAAGAAAUGGAUUAUGGGUUUUUGUCAAAUCCUAAACUGUUAAACACUGCAAUAACUCGUGCUCGUUCAUUGGUGGCAGUUGUUGGUGAUCCCAUUUCUCUGUGUUCAGUAGGUAACUGUCGCAAGCUCUGGGAGAAGUUUAUUUUUUGCUGCCACCAAAACAACAGUCUUUAUGGAAUAACCUGGAAGACAGUGGAGGCUCAUCUUGAUGGUGUGGAGUUGAAGAAAAUCUAUGGUUUGAACCCUCUAGCUCCAGAGUUUAUACCAAGAUUUUUUAACCAUGCAAAUCCUUACAUUUCUCCUACAUUGAACCCUUUUCCUUCACCUUGGAAUUUACAUAUGAAUCAUCCACCUUCUCUUUGUUUUCCAGCCUUAUAUACUAUCCCUUCUGUAUACCCUUAUUUAUUUUCUCCAUGUAUGUACCCUUUUACUGCUCCUCCUGUGUGGCCUACCUCUGGGCCAUUCCAGGGACCCAGGUAUCAGCCCCAUCUCUAUAGACAAACUAUGCUUCCUCCAGCCUUUCCACAGAAUUUAUCAUCAUUAUUGUCCCAAAGAAACUCUGUAUACCAUUCAGAAGAUGCUAAAGUAAUUGAGCUUCUACACAAACAAGCUUUUGGUCAUGACCUAGAAAGUAAUGUCACCAUGAAAUCCAGCAACCCACAUUUUAACAACCUGCAGAGAGUAGCUACCAAUCAGGUUGCUAUUCGUGGGUCAUCCCCAAGUCAAGAAGCUAGCCAAAAACAUGAAUUGAUCAGGAAAGAUCAUAGCAGGGUUCAGAUUCUUCCUAGAGUCCAUUUGCCUCACAAAGAAAUCCAGUCUUUUAGUAAUUGUGGAAGAGUAUUGCAACACAAAAAUAAUUCUUUGAGCUCUACAAACUCUAUAAUGUCUUCUUAUCCUGUUCAUCAUAAUUCAUUUGUCAAGGAAGGUCUUGCAGUCAAUCAUGAAUCUACAGAAUUUUCUACUAAGCAAGACUUAAAUUGUAGGAAUUUAACUAAAGAACCGAGUUACAGCAAUGUAAAGCAAUUUAAUUCUGAAUUUUCGACCAAACAGAAAUCUGUUCCAAGACUUGGGGACUCAAGCCAUUCUAGAAUUAACUUACUUCUACUAGAAGAUUUUGAAAAAAACAAAGUGUCACUGCCAACUUCAGAUACAACUUUGCUACAAGUGCCAUCAAAAAAACCAGAUUCUUUACCAAAAGCUAUCAUUGUACAAGAACUAGAAGCUAUGCUUUUUGAAGCAUCAGAAAAAGGCCAGUCUUUCCAGUUUACUUCAAACAUAGGCCAAGAAACUAAUCAGCUAGCAACUGGGCAAGUUCAAAGCUUUUCAAAUGAAAAGAUGAAAUUAUUGAACUCUUUUUCUACCCUUGAGCUAGAAGAAAAUAGUGAAAAUCGACCUCUGUAUAUGAGAGGACCAUUAAAGAUAAGGGACCAACUCUCUGAACGUCGAAACACAUAUCCCGAGUUAGCCAUACAAAAAAACGAAAUAAGUAACAAUUACAGGCAACACACAAUAGUGCAUAGUACUUUUGAGCAACAGCUUUAUAAUACGCUGUCUAUAACUUCAGGUCAUUUGUCAUCCUCCUAUCCUGAACUUACAAAAUAUGAUCUAAAGCAGCAAACAAUGAUUAGAGAUUUACCUCCAAAACCCAUUCAUAAUAGUUUGUCUGAGCAGUUGCAGACUGUACCAGGGAAUAUACAUGAAGAACUACAACCUUCACAGUUCAGGUUGUCUGGGAGAGGCCACCCUGCACUGGACAAUUUAUCUCAACAACUUCAGCCUAUAACAGUGUACAAACCAGGAGGAUUACAGUCUAAAUUACAUAGUUUUACUACACCAGUCAGUUUGACUCAAAGAUUACAACCUACUUCAAACAUUUUAUCUCAACAAUUUGAACCUACACCAGAACAUUUUUCCACAGGGCUAGAGUUAACAUCAGGGUGUAUACCUAAACAGCUACAGUCUGCCCAAAUACAGUAUGCACCAGGAAGUUGUUUAACCAAAAGAUUAACCCCUACACUGGUGUCUGUACCUGGAGAUCUGCAACUGACAUUAGAUAGUACACAAGAUAGUGUACACAGCAGACUACAAGCCCCACAAGAUAAUGUACACAGCAGACUACAAGCCCCACGAGAUAGUGUACACAGCAGACUACAAGCCCCACGAGAUAGUGUACACAGCAGACUACAAGCCCCACGAGAUAAUAUAUACAGCAGACUACAAGCCCCACGAGAUAAUAUACACAGCAGACUACAAGCUCCACAUGAUAAUAUGCACAGCAGAUUACAAGCUCCACAAAAUAGUGUGCACAGCAGACUACAAGAUAGUGUACACAGCAGAAUACUAGCUUCUCAUGAUAAUUUGAACAUCAGACUACAAGCUCCACAUGAUAAUUUGAACAUCAGACUACAAGCUCCACAAGAUAGUGUGCACAUCAGACUACAAACUCCACAAGAUAGUGUGCACAGCAGACUACAAGCUCAACAAGAUAGUGUGCACAGCAGACUACAAGCUUCACAUGAUAGUACACACAGUACACUACAGGCUCCACAUGAUAGUAUAUACAACAGAUUUCAAGUUCCUCAAGAUAACUUACAUGGCAGACUACAUGCUCCACAAGACAUUGUACACAGCAGACAAGGUCCACUAAACAACUUGCAUAGAACAAUGCAACCUCCACAAGACAGAAUGUAUGAAAAUGUACAAACUUCAUCAAAGAAUAACAGUUUAGGGAAACUACAGGAAUCACAAAAUAAUGUACCUGGAAGAAUGCAAGCUCAACAAAACAGCACACAUGGAAGAUUACUAGUGCCACAAAACAACUCAGUUGGAAGACAGCAAGCUCCACAAUACAGUGUACUUGGAGGAGUACAAGAUCUGCAGGAAAGUGUAUAUGGUGGACUACAAGCUCCGAAGGACAACAUCCAUGGAAGACCAUAUAAUCCACAAGAUUGUAGAAAUGGAAGACUCCAACUUUUACACAAAAGUGUAGAUGAUUAUGAGCAUGUUCCACAAGAAAGAUUACAGACAUGUGUGAAUAGGAACUUUGAACCCAACAGUUCUAGAAAAUGGCAGAAUGAUUCAGAUUGCUCUUCUGGUCAGUUACAGUUUGUUCAAAAAAGUUUAAAUCUUAACACAAAUGCUGAGGCAAACAAUUCAUUAGAAUUAUUGGCAGUUCAAAAAGUCAACUCAAUCGUAGCUGAAGGAUGUGCUUCAGAUAAUCAACUGAUGGCCAACAAAACUUUAUUCCAAGAUCAACAUUCCCCUCCUGCUUAUCCAUUGACCUAUGCAGGAGCAGUUCGAAGUCAUUUCCCACAAGAUUCAUCUCUUGGUACACUGGAACUUGAUAAGCCUCCAGUGGUCAAAAGAAAUAUAGGUUCACAUGAAGAUCAGGAUCUCUGUAUUAAAACAUCUUUAAAGAACCAAAGCAAAUGUGGUCUGUACAAGUACUUCUCAUAACAAAGGCAAAGUUUCUCUGCUGUAGAUAGAUUCGUUAACUGGAAUCAAAUUAGACUACAAAUGAUUAAAAUCAGUUUCUGUACAUAGAUCAGAAAUACUCCAAUAUAGGAAUAUAGGUUCACAUGAAGAUCAAGAUCUCUGUAUUAAAACAUCUUUUAAGAACCAAAGCAAAUGGGGUCUGCAUGAGUACUUCUUAUAACAAAGGCAAAGUAUCUCUGCUGUAGAUAAAUUUGUUAACUGGAAUCAAAUUAGAAUACAAAAGAUUAAAAUCAGUUUCUGUACAUAGAUCAGAAAUACUCCAAAAUAUUUUUCUUCCACCCCACUCAAGAGUCUGUGAACAAAUUCUGUGUAUUUAUUGCAACACUUUAGUAUACAGUUUCCUUCAUAUUUCAUAGAAUCAAAAUUCAAGAACAGUUUAUCCAGUUGACCAUUUCAAGAAAUGUUUUAUUUUUUUUUUAUUCAGAAAAUCUGAAACAAAUUUGUUUUAAUUUCUGGAAGUGUUUGUGGUUCUUUUUUAACUACUGCAUCAGUUAAGUGAAUCUAAUUCAUUUACUCAAACAUCUGUAAACAGAUAUAUUUCACUAAUAAUGUCCUGUUAUUUGUUAAUAUUUGAUUAAUUUGUAAACAGAUUUAUUGUAAUUAUUAAAUCAAUUCUGUAAAUAGGAUUAUUUUCAGUACAAGAUGAAUUUGUAAAAAUGUUUAGGUUUAUAUUAUCCCUAUGUUAGUUUGUAAAUCCGUAGUUCUGUAAACAGAGUUUCUAGCAAGUAUGUUUGUAAAUAGCUUCAUUUUUUCACUUGACUGGUCUUUUAGUUUGGUUUCUUUUACUUAUUAUUAUUAUUAUAUGUAGAUUUUUUUAGUUUACUAAAUAAGAUUUGUAAUUCAACUUAUUCAAAACAUGAGAUUAGUUAUGCAAGCAGAAAUUUUUAUAAUUAUCAUAUCUUUAAGUUUGAUUUUUUCUUUACUAUAUUGGUUUGGUGAAAAACCUUUAUUCUAAUUACUCAGAUAGUUCUAAAAAAAUGUUUCCUUCUCUGUUUUUUCAAUAAACAUUUAAAUAUUGAACAGUUCAUUAAAGAGAGUUACUUUAAUACCAAAAUGUUUUGUGUAAACAGGUUUAUUUUGUAAACUAAUUAGUUUUUUAAAAAGAAUUGCUAUAAUAAACUGGUUAAUUUUUAAACAGUAGUUGGGUAAGAAUUUUUGUUUUGCUUAAAAGAUGACUUGUAUAAAAAGAGUUCUGAUGAGUACUAGUAUACUUUUGUAUUAAAAUAGGUUUAAUCUAAAUGAUAAAUUACUAUAAACACAUUUGUGUUAAUGAGAAGAAAAAUUCUGUUUGCAGUUUUGUUCCAAUAUACAGAUUUAUAUACAGACUUAAUCUAAUUACUUUAUGAAGCUUGAUAACAAAUUCAGUUUAAUUAAAAUAUAUCUGUUUACAGAAUUAUUAUAAAAAUGUGGUCCUUAAAUAUUUUUACUAAACUUAAUUUAUUAAUUUUGUGUUUCAGUUCAUUCCAAUUUUUUGGUCAGUUUUGUAAACAAGUUAGGUUAAACUACUAUAUUAAGUAAGUUUUGUUAUAGUCCAUAAUUAUUUGUUUUUUAGUUCUUUUUCCAAAGUGUUUUAUUGUAAUUAUUCAGUUGUAAAAAAAAAUUAUACAGAUUGGUUCUAUAUAAAAUUGUUUUCCAUUUGAAUAGCUCAGUUAAGAGGACCAUCCUCAUACAAGAGUUAGUUUUGUAAACUUUGUUUUUAUGUUUAAUACAUCACGGUUGUAAAAAGAAUUUCAGUUAUUAUAAUUAUUUUGUAAAAAUGUUUCUUUUCUUCACUAGAACACUUUUGUAAACAUAAUUGAUGGAUUCAUUUUGUACACAAGUUUAUUAUAAUCACUAAAACAGUUAUGUAAGUAGAUUUAUUCUCUUUAAUAGACAUUUCUUUAAUCUUGUGUAUUGUUACUGCUUGAUUAUUUAGGUAAACAGUUUUAUUUCGUUUUCAGUUAUGGUCAUGAAUUAUUUUGAAAUAUAAAUGCAUUUGUAUCAUUUCUGACCAGGAUGCUUGAAGGCGUCAUAAAUUUAUACCUGUAUUAACGAUUUCUGGAGAAAGUUUAUAUAUAUAUAUAUCUCUAGAAAAUAAUGCAUAUUUAUGAUUAUAUUAAAAUUUGUAAAUGUUUUCAUAGUUUUUAGUGCUAGGAUUUUGUUAAAAUGUAAUAAAUUAGUAAAAAUUGUACAUUUUGCGUAGUAAUACAUUUAGGGAUACUGUCCAUAAAUACUAAUGAUGUGUUGGUAAAGGAAGCUUCUGAAUUUGAGUGUUACAUUUUGUAAGACUGUAUAAACUUUGAUUGGUUUCUCCAAGCCUUUUCCUUGGUUGUGGUUUCAUUAAUCAGUCAAUAGUGACAGUGGAAAUAGUUUCACGUCUAUAUUUGUGUAUAAAUUGUGAACACAAAGCAUUAUUGUAAUUAUUUUGGGUGUAUGUGUUUAUAUAUAUAUAUAUAUAUGUGUAUGUGUACACACAUACACGCACGGGCACACACACAUGUACUAUGAAAUCUUUUCUGCAUCUAAUGAUUCAAAUUUGAAAUUUUUGAAAUCUAUUUCAUAACUUGAAAUAUGUUUUAAACCAAUGUUUGAUAUGUGAACAUCUUAAAGUAUUACAUUUUAUAUAUGUAAAAAGUAUUCUCAGCCUGAUGUUUGACAUGUGAUUCUUAAAAGAAAGUUAUUAUACCAUGAAAGGUUUUUCUUUGUCAACUGGUUGAAAUGUGUUAGUUUUGAAGAAACUGAUCUAAACUGUAUUUACAUCAUUGAGAGAAAUUAUUUAAAAUAUGAUGAGUUUUGAGGCUGACAUUCUUACAGCUUUCUGUUUUAAUGGUGGCUGUUUGUUUGAGUAUUCAAAAUGAUAUUAAAUUUACAAGUUUUGAAAAUUUUUACCAGUGUAACAUUUAUAGUCUUAGAUUUGUCUCAAGAAAACAUUGUGUAAAUUAAUAAUUUCAACAUAUAUCUAUUCCUUUUGUACUGUGUGUUGAAUUGCAAGUAUGUAGUUUUUCACUUUGGCUAAAAAUCAUGCAUGUUUUUCUCAUGUCACUAGUUCUGUGGGCUGUGAAUUAGUUUAACCUGAAGUAGUUAUAUAAACUCUUUGAUUCCUAGAGUGGUAAAGUUUGAAAUGUAUUUUAAUUAAUAAAUGUAACUUUUAUAAGCAUGUUUAAAUAAUGUAUAUAUUUGUGUUUAGAUUUAUAGUUAAGUGUCUUGAUGUGUGAAAUAAAUAAAAUAAUAAAAUUUAAAUUUUUAUGAGAGCUGUUGUGCAUGCCAGUAAUUUUGAAAUUUAAACAGUUUGAAAUUUUGUCACCU